AUGCAGAACAGCGAGACAACCAUCUUGACAGAAGCCAACAAUGUCUAUCAUUUCUCUCCCCCUCAGGCAGGAACCUCUGGCAUCCUGCAGGCCCAGAACCACACUGAGACUAUCCAAGAAAUAGCAGUCGCCAUUACAUGUGCCUGUGGUGCUGCCGUCAAACUAUUCGCUACGAUCGAGUGUGUCCCUGAUAUCGACUCUGCAAACCCAAGAGGACUAAAGCCUUCAAAAGUCACUGGGGAGAUUAUGUUCAAGGAAGUCAAAUUCAGCUAUCUGUCUUGCGCAGAUGUUCCAAUUCUCAAAGGCAUUGACAUCACCUUCCCAGCUGGCAAGACCACUGCUCUCGUUGGCGCAUCUGGAUCUGGUAAAUCUACGAUCGUAUCUCUCACGGAAUGCUUCUACAAUCCACUCAGUGGCUCUGUUAUGCUUGACGGAAUUGACUUGCGAGAGCUGAAUAUCAAAUGGUUACGCUCUCAGAUCAGUCUAGUCUCACAAGAGCCAGUGCUUUUCGCGACGACUAUCAGGGGCAACAUCAAACACGGUCUCAUUGGCACACUGUUACAGUAA
Messenger RNA from Suillus discolor, 567 nucleotides. Its product is annotated as P-loop containing nucleoside triphosphate hydrolase protein. Bases 1 to 567 code for a protein of 188 amino acids. NCBI's taxonomy places the organism in Eukaryota, Fungi, Basidiomycota, Agaricomycetes, Boletales, Suillaceae. Gene Ontology annotation, molecular function: ATPase-coupled transmembrane transporter activity; ATP binding; ATP hydrolysis activity. The transcript is spliced from 3 exons. Gene Ontology annotation, cellular component: membrane. The record is from RefSeq and is a predicted model, not a curated record.